CCAGCCAGCCAGCCAGCCAGCUAUCCAGCCAGCCAGAUAUCCAGCCAGCCAGCUAUCCAGCCAACCAGCCAGUCAGUAGUUGACCAUUUUGAUACACCAAGGGCAGCUUUCUCUGUGACAACCAGUCAACUACUCCAGCCAGCUAUCCAGCCAGCGAGCCAGCUAUCCAGCCAGCCAGCCAGCCAGCUAUCCAGCCAGCCAGCUAUCCAGCCAAACAGCCAGUCAGUAGUUGACCAUUUUGAUACAAUAAGGGCAACUUUCUCUGUGCCAGCCAGUCAACUACUCCAGCCAGCUAACCAGUCAGCCAGCCAGAUAUCCAGCCAGCCAGCUAACCAGUCAGCCAGCCAUACAUCCAGCCAGCCAGCUAACCAGCCAGUCAGUAGUUGACCAUUUUGAUACAUUUACAUUUAAGUCAUUUAGCAGACGUUCUUAUCCAGAGCGACUUACAGUAGUGAAUACAUACAUUUCAUACAUUUUUUUGUUUGUUGUACUGGCCCCCCAAGGGCAGCUUUCUCUGUGCCAGCCAUUCAACUAGUCAUCCAUCCAUCCAUCCAGCCAGCCUGCCAACCAACCACCCAGCCAGUCACCCAGCCAUCCAUCUAUCCAUCCACCUAUCCAUCCAUCUAUCCAGAUUUCCAGCCAGCCAGCCAGCCAGCCUGGCCAGGGAAGGGUAGUGAUGACGGUAACGUACUCGCGGAGGGUUGCAGACGCGGGGCUAGGGACCUUCUCUCAUCUGCUCCUCCGAUGGAAGGGAAGCAUCUACAAGCUGCUGUGGAGAGAACUGAUCAUCUUCACUACACUGUACUACUCCUUCAGCAUCAUAUACAGGUUUGUGUUGAAUGAGGGUCAGAAGAGGCUGUUUGAGAAGCUGGCCAUCUACUGUGACCGUUACGCAGAACUCAUCCCCGUGUCCUUCGUGUUGGGUUUUUAUGUGACCCUGGUGGUGUCUCGGUGGUGGGGUCAGUUUGAGAGUGUUCCCUGGCCGGACCGGUUGGGUGCGCUGGUGGGCGCUCACAUCCGUGGUACCGAUGAGACUGCCAGGCUGACCCGCCGGACCCUGAUGCGGUACGCUAACCUGUCCGGCGUGCUCAUCUACCGAUCGGUCAGCACGGCGGUCUACAAGAGGUUCCCCACCAUGAAGCACCUGGUGCAGGCAGGCCUGAUGACAGCAGAGGAACAUAGGCAGUUGGAGGAGUUGCCCUCACCUCAUAACAAGUUCUGGGUUCCUUGUAUGUGGUUUGUUAACCUGGCACUGAGGGCCCGCACCGAGGGACGCAUCAACAAUGAUGUGGCGCUAUCAGCCAUUCUCAAUGAAUUAAAUACAUUGCGGACACAGUGUAUGAAGCUAUACAGUUAUGAUUGGAUCAGCCUACCCCUUGUGUACACCCAGGUGGUGACAGUGGCGGUCUACAGUUUCUUCCUGGCGUGUCUGAUUGGUCGACAGUUCUUAGACCCCGCCCAGGGCUACGCUGGUCAUGACAUCGACUUCUACCUGCCUGUCUUCACCCUGCUACAGUUCUUCUUCUACGUGGGCUGGCUCAAGGUAGCAGAACAACUGAUAAACCCGUUUGGGGAAGACGAUGAUGAUUUUGAAACCAACUAUCUGGUUGAUCGUAAUCUACAGGUGUCCCUGCUGUCUGUGGAUGAGAUGUACGACACUAUCCCAUUGGUAGAGAGGGAUAAGUACUGGAACGAAUCAGAGCCCCAGCCUCCAUACACUGCAGCCAGCGCAGAGCAUCGCAAACCUUCCUUCAUGGGCUCUGCCUUGGACAUCAGUGUUCCCAAAGAGGAGAUGGAGUUCCAGUCCAACCUGGAGCAGAUCAAGGAGCAUGAGGAGGCCAACCACUCUACUCCUCUCCUGGGGGGACUGAGUCGCCUCCUGGGGGUUCAGUCCCCCGUCUUCCCCCGCUCCUCCACCUCCUCCCGGGUUUCUCUCCUGCGCCGGCGCCCAGGGGCUCCAUUCAACCGCUUCCCCCUCUUCCUGCACUCUGAGGGGGACCCCUCAACGCCGAGCCACGGCCCUGGUCCCCGCCACGACUCCAGCCACCUGGACUACGCCUUCUCCUCCAUGCCGCUGUACGAGAGGUCCGGCUUCUAUAGCUGUCCCCAGACCCCCAUCCACUGUGUUCCCCCCGCUAUGCCUCGUCCACGGCCCACCCGAGGAACUUACGCCUGGGAUCGCAGCUCCAGCUCGCUAGCUCCUCCGAUGGUUGGCUCUGGAGGUCUGCUGCCCCCUGAUACUCCAGGUCAUAUGCUCCCUCCACCCUCCUCUGCCUUCCCCUGGCUGAGUGAGGAGGGAGAGGGUCCUUGUGUUCCAGCCUUCUCCUUCCCUGACCCUGGCAACCUUCCGGAGCUCUGCCCCAUAUCAAAGCUCCGGCCCGGGCAAGGUUUGCUGUCUCGACGGCCCCCGCCUCCGCGCCUCUCUUUAGAUAACACACCGUUGGCCGAGGGCCUGGAGCCUGGACCCAUCAGCCCCCGGGGAGUGGGAGGUGGAGGGGAGCGGGUGUUCUCCUUUACCCCUCCCUCUCGCACCCCAGCUACCAAUCCCAACAGCUCCUCCUCUAGUAUCAACGCCACAAGCACUAUCAACACCACCAACCCUAACACCACUACUCCAGCCAACAUGUUGAGUGGUACCAACACCACUUCUACAACAAACUUCUGCAAUGGUACCAACCCCAACACCACUACUACGUCCAACUUCUGCAAUGGUACCAACCCCAACACCUUUUGUAACCAUGCCAACUUCAACAGCACUAGAGCAGCAGGUAUCAACAGUGGAACCAAUGGUGGUCUAAGCAACAACGUUGUGAACACCAUUUCCGUUUCUGGAUCCUCUCAGCAAGAAGCCAUUCAGCAUCAAAACUCGCCCAAUGAUUCAGGGAUUUCAUUGGCUGAGGGGGGCCCUAACUGGCUGGGAGCUCUGGUAGUGGAUAGUGGGAUGAACAAGGCCCCUGGGGGGCGGGAGCAGGAAUGAAGAAGGAGGGAGAUGAUUGGACAAGGCCCCUGGGGGAUGGGAGCAGGACUGAGGAAGGAGGGAGAUGGUUGGACGGACUCAGGGUUCAGAAGUAGUGUUGACCUACGCAGUACGCACAUCUUUCUUUCAGACUGGAGGGUUCCAGCAUUUCUGAUCAGUGGUAGUCUUGCGAAGCCUGGAUGUCCAAGGCUAGACCAGCGUAGAGGCUGCUUCUGAAAUGUUUAUUGGAAUCUCACAGAGUGGAGAGGUUGCUAAUAUGACAUUUCUUCUUCAUACUAUUCCAGCUAGUAAACCAGUACGAAAUCUACUGAAGAAAGAAUCCUUUGUUUGCUGAAUCUCAGAGGCCUACGGACUGGAGGCCUACCUGAACUACUGAAUAAUCUCUUUAUCAAUCAUCAACCCCUUCAGAAAAUAUUGACUGAUAACAUUCUGGUCAGAGGUGCUAAGUACCUCGGCAAUCAAUAUCUCUGGUGUGUUUCUGCUAGGGUUGCCAAAUUCUGGUAAUUUUUCCUACAUUUUCAGAAAUCCCAGUUGGAGGAUUUCUGGAUUUCCUGCUUAUUCUCUCCUGAUUCCAGGAUUCUUCCAACCAGGAUUUCUGGAAAAUCAAAUUGUAUUUGUCACAUGCACAAAAUAUAACAGACUUUUCCGUGAAAUGCUUACUGACGAGCCUUUAACCAACAAUGCCGUUUUGAAAAAGUAAGUAUGAACAAUUUGCUCAAUAAACUAAAGGAAAAAUAGUAACACAAUAAAACAACAUUAACGAGGCUAUAUACAAGGGGUACCGAUACCGAGACAAUGUGCAGGUAUACAGGGUAGUCGAGGUAAUUGAGGGGGAUCCAGUGUAUUCGGAAAGUAUUCAGAUCCCUUGACUUUUUCCACAUUAUGUUACGUUACAGCCUUCUUCUAAAAUUGAUUAAAUCAUUUAAAAACUCCGCAAUCUACACACAAUGCCCUAUAAUGACAAAGCGAAAAUAGGUUUUUAGAAUUUUUGCAAAUGUAUUAAAAAUAAAAACAGAUAGCUUAUUUACAUAA
Molecule: messenger RNA, 4009 nt
Organism: Salmo salar (Atlantic salmon)
Lineage: Eukaryota; Metazoa; Chordata; Actinopteri; Salmoniformes; Salmonidae
Gene: best1
Product: bestrophin 1
Molecular function (GO): chloride channel activity
Source: RefSeq, a predicted model, not a curated record